Molecule: messenger RNA, 1761 nt
Organism: Psilocybe cubensis
Lineage: Eukaryota; Fungi; Basidiomycota; Agaricomycetes; Agaricales; Agrocybaceae
Exons: 2
Coding region: 1-1761 (586 amino acids)
Source: RefSeq, a predicted model, not a curated record
AUGACAGUAGACACAAAUUUCGACUUUCCUCACCUUCGUUCCCUGUCUCUUACCACACGGAACGAAGUCCAACCUACUGCUAGUGAGGCUGCCUUUACCAGACAGCCUUCCACUUUUUUUUUGACACCGACAACUGAGUCUCCCGGCUUAUCACCGCGGAAAUUUUUUCUGACUGCCACACUGUCACGUAAACCGUCCGUCCCGACCCCUCUCGUCACCCAACAGGAGUCCAAAAGGAGAGCGACAGCACCGCUCCCACCCUUGUCACCGUCGCCAGAACCGCGAUCACCGGCGUCCCUAGAAAUCGAAGGUUUCUUCACCGACGACGACUCGCUCCUGGACCCGCCGCUGCCCCCUGAGGAACCUGUGUCACCCAUAGGCAACUCGUCGGCGCUCCCAACACCAACUGAGUCCGCUGCAUCACCUGCGCAGCCCUCAAUCAAAUUUCUCUUACCAAAACGGGAAACUGACAGCUCGUCAAGCGAAUCAGACUCCCUCGCGACCACCAUCAAUCACAACAAUAAGCGCCACCGUCACCGCCACUUCUUACCCAGUUCGGAAAUGUCAGCGCUUGCCGAGGUCAAGGUGACCAAGCUGAAGGACUGCCCGAUGCUCACCGCGGGGAAGAUCACGCCAAUGGUUCUACACACCUGGACGAACGCCUGCAGGCGCUUCAUGAAACACUCAGGAAAGGAGCCGGAGGAGAUAGUCAGCUUCAUCGCCGACGCCAUGUUGGAACCGCGCUUACAGGCGUGGUAUCAGAGUGGCUCUGACCGGAUUGACAAACUCAGCCUCGAUGCGUACAUCAAGGAACUAGCCGAGUUGGUCCUCGACAAGAACUGGGCGCAUCAGAUCAAGCAGCAGAUUCUCUCAGCAAAGCAGCCGGACGGCACGCGCUUCGUUGACUGGAGGAUCGAGAUCGAGAACCUCAAUGCCUUGCUUCUGACAUCAUCCAAGAAGCACGCGUUUACCAAGGAUGCUCUCGGGGACCUUCUCGAGGCGAACACCCGACACGCUCUCUCUCUCAAACUACACACCAACCCCACCUCGGAGGAGGCAGACUACAAGACAUGGGCGGACACGAUCCACGCCCUCGACGAGGAACUGCGCAGCGAGGACAAGCGAUUCGAAGCCAAGAUCUCUGCGGGCAAGGAAAAGAAGUCCCUACUCAGUCGCCUUUCUGACCGCAAAGACAACACAUCCGGAACAACGUCUCCCUCCAACAACAAGUCCUCCGACAAGGACAGCACCAAGCUCACCGCGGAGGAACGCGCACUGCUCACCGAAUUUGAGGGUUGCACCCGUUGCCGCAGGUUCUUCACGGACCACCGGUCGCACGACUGCCCCAUGACGAAGAAUAACACCUGGCCGGACUGGUCGACCUACAAACCACUCACGCGCGCGAUGGCGCUUGCAGAGAAGAGCGCUCGCGAGUCCAAGACACGAGUACCGGUAGCCUUCGUUGGGAUGUCCGCCGUGUCAGAAGAUUAUGCGGACGAGGACACGUACGUACCCUCUUCUACCACUACCACCACCGAUCCCCCACCCUCUUUCUCGGUUCCACACCUCUACGCACCCGUGGAGGCCACUGGACCCGCCAUUUCUGAGUUCCCUCUGUCUUUCAAAGCCUUGCUUGACAUUGGAUGCCCUUCCACAGUGAUUAGCGGCUCCACCGCCGCCUCGCUCGGUCUGCAUCGUUUACCCCUCCCGCACGCGGAGGACAAUCUUUGUUCUUUGACGGAGGAUCCCUUGGUCUGUUGA